AUGACUGCCAUUACAUCCAGGGGUCAGGUAAUGAUGGUCAGAGAAGCAGGCUAUCAUGAACAAGGAUACGAGUGUGACUCUAAGAAAACUACUUUGGUUUGGUCUCAGGAAAUUCAGUUGUCAAGUGAGUAUGAGUAUUGGAUUCAACAGAUUAAAAAAUAUGUUUGGGAUUUUGACAAAGGGGUAUUGAAUCAUCUUAGGCAAGUUAGUACUCUACAGAAAAAUAUUUCAUAUACCAUUAAUGGCAAAAAGCAGUACAGUUCACUUGUACAAGCUUACACCUAGUAAACAAAUCGUAUGUGAAGAACUAAGAUAUUGUUAUGCUGAUGUGAAUGAAUAUUGUGUGAAGUACAGUAGGACUUACAGAGAAACAGUUUAACUUCAAUAAUGUCUUCCAAAUCUGUGAUUCCUGUGCUUCGUUCUUUGUUGUCUGAGUAUCGCCAAGCUAGUUCAUAUACAAAGUUGCAAGAAUCUCCUUUGGUGUCAUUCAUUCUUCAGCAGUAUAAAAAGUACAAAGUUACUGAUCAACAACUAUGUAAAGCCCAAGAAGAGAUGAAUUUCAUAGCUGAAAGCUAUUUGUGUUAUUUAAAAAGUCAACGUUGUUAUGAAGAAAAAUGGAAAAUGUAUCAUGCCAAGGGAGAACGAUCUGUGCGUGAUACAGCAGACUUAGUAGGUUUUAAACUCCCUCAUGAUCCCAAGUAGAAAUAAUUUGUAGAAUACCAAGUUCCACUUCUGAAUCAUACACAUGUAUACAUUGAUCAUCAAAUUUUGUUGUAGAUAUCAUAACAGUAUUUACUGUGAAAACUAAGUUUGAAAAUAGAGAUGUAUAUAACAAUUUAAAAUGCAUAUAAAUAAAUUGCAUUGUAAAUUUA
This is a messenger RNA of Gryllus bimaculatus (two-spotted cricket), 872 nucleotides long. Lineage: Eukaryota; Metazoa; Arthropoda; Insecta; Orthoptera; Gryllidae. The record is from the annotation of a GenBank genome assembly.